GCGUUUCCAAGCAAGCAAGAUGUCAUCAGCAAAAGGAUUAGCCAUUGGUAUUGAUCUGGGCACCACCUACUCUUGUGUUGGUGUUUUCCAGCACGGAAAGGUGGAAAUCAUCGCCAACGAUCAAGGCAACAGGACGACUCCCAGCUACGUCGCCUUCACAGACACAGAAAGGCUCAUUGGAGAUGCUGCCAAGAACCAAGUUGCCCUGAACCCCGCCAACACAAUCUUUGAUGCCAAACGGCUCAUUGGGAGAAAGUUUGAUGACCCUGUGGUCCAGUCUGAUAUAAAACUCUGGCCUUUCAAGGUAGUCAGUGACAAUGGGAAGCCUAAAGUUCGGGUAGAAUAUAAAGGGGAAACAAAGGAYUUUUGUCCUGAGGAGAUUUCUUCAAUGGUUUUGGUUAAAAUGAGAGAGAUUGCUGAGGCGUUUCUGGGACAGAAGGUGUCAAAUGCAGUCAUUACAGUGCCAGCUUAUUUCAACGACUCACAGAGGCAAGCCACCAAAGAUGCUGGAGURAUCUCUGGACUGAACGUUCUGAGGAUCAUCAACGAACCCACAGCAGCAGCCAUYGCUUACGGCCUGGAUAAAGGGAAAAGAGGAGAGCGCAACGUGCUCAUCUUUGAUCUCGGCGGAGGCACCUUUGAUGUGUCMAUCCUGACCAUUGAGAAUGGCAUAUUUGAAGUGAAAGCCACAUCUGGGGACACACACCUUGGUGGGGAGGACUUUGACAACCGAAUGGUCAAUCACUUUGUUGAGGAGUUUAAAAGAAARCACAGAAAAGACAUCUCACAGAAUAAAAGAGCAGURAGGAGGCUGCGGACAGCCUGUGAAAAGGCAAAGAGGACCUUGUCCUCCAGCACUCAGGCUAACAUUGAGAUCGACUCUCUGUUUGAGGGUAUCGACUUCUACACCUCGAUCACAAGGGCCCGUUUUGAGGAGCUCAACWCRGAUCUCUUCAGAGGAACACUGGAGCCAGUUGAGAAGGCCCUGCAAGAUGCCAAGCUGGAUAAGUCUAAGAUCCAUGAAAUUGUCCUGGUUGGUGGUUCCACAAGAAUACCCAAAAUCCAGAARCUCUUACAGGACUUCUUUAAUGGUAAAGAACUGAACAAAAGCAUCAACCCUGAUGAAGCAGUGGCCUAUGGUGCUGCGGUCCAGGCUGCUAUCCUCAUGGGCGACACUUCRGAGAACGUCCAGGAUUUGCUGCUGCUGGAUGUGGCGCCCCUCUCUUUAGGUAUCGAAACCGCAGGUGGAGUUAUGACGCCUCUUAUCAAACGGAACACCACAAUCCCCUCGAAGCAGACUCAGAUCUUCUCCACGUACUCUGAUAACCAGCCAGGAGUACUGAUWCAGGUGUACGAAGGUGAAAGAGCUAUGACCAAAGACAACAAUCUGCUUGGGAGGUUUGAGCUCACAGGUAUCCCACCAGCUCCUAGAGGUGUGCCACAAAUCGAGGUAACCUUUGACAUUGAUGCCAACGGUAUUCUAAAUGUGUCGGCCGUGGACAAAAGCACUGGCAAAAUAAACAAAAUCACAAUCACCAACGACAAGGGCCGCCUCAGCAAAGACGAGAUCGAGAAGAUGGUGCAAGACGCAGACAAGUACAAAGCAGAGGACGACAAGCAGAGGGAGAAGAUAGCAGCCAAGAAUUMUCUGGAGUCCUACGCCUUCCACAUGAAGAGCAGUGUUGAGGACGAGGCUCUGAAAGGGAAAAUUAGUGACGAGGAUAAAAAGAUGGUUGUUGACAAAUGCAACCAGACAGUUUCUUGGCUGGAGAACAACCAACUCGCUGAGAAGGAUGAGUACGAGCAUCAGCAAAAGGAACUGGAGAGGGUGUGCAAGCCRGUCGUGACGAAGCUGUACCAAGGAGCAGCAUCAGGAAGCUGCGGCAGCCAAGCUAGAGGCAGCGCUCAAGGUCCCACUAUUGAAGAAGUGGACUAGAACUCCCUGCUAAUCUGUGCAACCUUGACAACAUUGUCUCUACACCUAAAAACCCACUUUUUUACUCAAGCUUUUAGCUAACCAUUCACCAUUAAUGUCAGCCUACCUCAAAGUGAAUGCUCGCCAACUGUGUGGUUUUCUAUUUUUGAAAAUACGGCAUAUUUUUGUCUCUCCCCAUUCUCUAUGUUUUGUAUAACUUUGCAUAUUUUGCUAUGCAUUGACCGURUGUCUGAUCAACAAAUUUAGAAUUUAAUCCAUGUAUCUUUACGUUGCUUAUGUGUAAUUUUAUUGUUU
Molecule: messenger RNA, 2230 nt
Organism: Austrofundulus limnaeus
Lineage: Eukaryota; Metazoa; Chordata; Actinopteri; Cyprinodontiformes; Rivulidae
Product: heat shock 70 kDa protein
Molecular function (GO): ATP binding; ATP-dependent protein folding chaperone
Source: RefSeq, a predicted model, not a curated record